GACUCGGCUCGCGCCGACCAGCAACAAAGGUUUAGUUUAUAAUUCAAUGAGGAGUGCACCCCAAGCUCGCUAGGAACCUUAAAGUGAUGCAUGACAAAGCGAGCGGCAUGUUUUGCGGCGUGGUCGAGGAGAGCUGCGUGCUGAGCGAGAGCGCGUCCAGCUGCGACUCCGGAGUGACGCGCUCACCCGUCGACACCCGCGCCGUCCCGCGCUCCCACCCCCUGGCGCACCAACCCCAUGUAGCGACACACUCUCACGCAAGGCGGAGGCUUUUUGACGACGAAUUUGGCUACAUUUUCCAAGAUCCACUUGAACCCAUAAAGAGCUUCGAGGACGAGCUCCUCCCUGGAGUGGACACGUCAACCCCCAUCAAGUUGAAAGAGAAAAAAUCGAAGGAUCGAAACGAACCGAAAAGAAAAUAUGCGAACGGAAAAAACAGAGUUACGAGAUGCAAGAGCCCGUCGCAAAUAAUGCGAAUCAAAAGAAACCGACGAAUGAAAGCGAACGACCGCGAGCGCAACAGGAUGCACAUGCUGAACGAGGCGCUGGACCGGCUGCGCGCCGCGCUGCCCGCCUUCCCCGAGGACACGAAGCUCACAAAGAUAGAGACGCUGCGGUUCGCGCAUAAUUACAUCUGCGCCCUCGGGCGCACGCUGCACGCGUUGAACGGCGGCGCCCAGCGGGAGACCCACACGGGCUACGCGCCGUCUGAUAAGCUACAUAAAGAUGCUUUUAGAGAAAUAUUUCUGUUAGCCAAUAAGAGCGAGGACUACACCGAGGACGGCGACUAUAGAAGUUUCCAGGGGUUCAGCAAGCCGUUCCCUGACGGAUCUAAUUUUUUACGGACCUCAGAAGGCGUGCUGAUCAACGUGGGCAACGUGACAGUAUCGGUGAACAACGCGGGCGGCAACUGCAUCGCCUCCGCGACGGGCAGUGGCUUUUUCCCCGCGCCGGGUGACGUCACCUGCGGCAACCUCGACGACAGCGGCUACCAAUACUCUGCCCCUCACGAAUCUGAGGAGUAUUUUAAUCAGAAAAACUAUGAAAUAUUUAAAACUGCCUUUGAGACUGCCGCAAACCAUUCAAAUAUAACGAACCCCGAGGCGGGGCAUGGCGCGCCGGGGUGGUCGGGAGCGGGCGCGCACCUUGCCGCUCACUGCGCGCAUAACUUUUACUGCAACGAACAGAGAUAUUAUGGAAAUUAUUACAGGAAUAAUGUUAUUAACGCUCAAAUUUGAUGAUAUGACCAAGUAGGUUGUGAAAUGCACUAGUCGCCUUAUGUAUAAACUAUUUUAGAGUGUUUACACUUUUAGUAAAUAAGUAGAAAACUUGACAAUAAGAUAGUACAAAGUGCCGACAUCGUUACAAUUACCAAAGUCUA
This is a messenger RNA of Papilio polytes (common Mormon), 1381 nucleotides long. RefSeq names its product basic helix-loop-helix neural transcription factor TAP (gene tap). The transcript is spliced from 2 exons. The coding region runs from base 87 to 1238 and encodes 383 amino acids. NCBI's taxonomy places the organism in Eukaryota, Metazoa, Arthropoda, Insecta, Lepidoptera, Papilionidae. Gene Ontology annotation, molecular function: protein dimerization activity. The record is from RefSeq and is a predicted model, not a curated record.